Molecule: messenger RNA, 1341 nt
Organism: Erpetoichthys calabaricus (reedfish)
Lineage: Eukaryota; Metazoa; Chordata; Cladistia; Polypteriformes; Polypteridae
Product: zinc finger protein 184-like
Exons: 3
Coding region: 96-1256 (386 amino acids)
Biological process (GO): regulation of transcription by RNA polymerase II
Molecular function (GO): DNA-binding transcription factor activity, RNA polymerase II-specific; RNA polymerase II cis-regulatory region sequence-specific DNA binding
Source: RefSeq, a predicted model, not a curated record
UUGUGAAAUGGAGAGAGAACGUUCAGCGAAGAGGAGAAAGAAGCUGCCAUCUCUGGUGUCACUUAGUUGGAUGUGACAGAUGAGACGUGAACUCCAUGGAGACAAAGGCUGUAAAUGUGAAGGAGGAGGACUGUGCAUGGGAGUGGGUCCACCCUGAACAGAAGGCUCUGUGCAUUAAAGAGGAAGAUGGUGAACUGAGGUCAGUGAUCAUUAAAGAGGAGACCGAGGAGAAGCCUCUCGUCAUUGACACGCAGAAACACACAGUCCUAGACAGUGUCAAGGAUGAGUCUGUCUGUCAGUCCCGCUCUCAAGAUGGAUGGGUCUCCUCCCCAGAGCAUUCUGUCAGUGUGAAAUCUGAGUCAUUAAAAUCGGACACAAAGGCCGCUCAGGAAACAUCUAGAAGAACGUCGGGAGGUCAACCAUCCCCCACAAAUCAGCAUAGGGAACCUGAGGAUUUACAGGAGAGUUGUGGCUUCUCCUUGCCAUUUGCUUACGGCAGACCACAACAGGCACCAAAUGAGGAAAAACUGAAGAAGUCAACAUCCGAAUCGGAGUAUUUGAUACCAACCUCUUUGCAAUCUGCUUCCCUGGCUGUGACUAAUCAAACCAAAAUGGAUGCUAUUAACACUCAACAGGUGCAUAAUAGUAAUUCUGUGGAUGUGUAUGUUUGCCAGGAGUGGACCAAAACUGUGCUGAAAUCUGAAGGCGAUUCAGGAAGUCAGAUGACACAGAAGCCAUACUCAUGUUCUGAAUGUUAUAAACGAUUUUCACGAGUGAGCCAUCUUCAGAUCCACACAAGAAUUCAUACGGGAGAGAAACCAUUUUGUUGUUCUGACUGUGGCAAACGAUUCUCUGACAACAGCAGCUUUCGCAAACACACUAGGAUUCACACCGGAGAGAAGCCGUACUCCUGUUCUGAAUGUGGAAAAGGAUUCUCACGAUUAGGCAGCCUUCAGGGCCACACGAGAAUUCACACCGGGGAGAAGCCGUACUCCUGCUCUGAAUGUGACAAACGAUUCUCUGACAGGAGCAGCUUUCAGAAACACGUAAGGACUCACACCGGGGAGAAGCCGUAUGGUUGUUUGGAAUGUGGCAAACGAUUCUCUGAGCGGCGAAACCUUCAGAGCCACAUGACGAUUCACACUGGGGAGAGGCCAUAUUGCUGUUCCGAGUGUGGGAAACGAUUCUCUGAUCGGAGCAAUCUCCAAAGCCAUGUCAGAAUUCACACCAGAUAUAAUCUCAGCAAUUCAUUUUAAGUCUUAAGGGCCUCAAUUUCACAUUAGUAAGUAACAUCUGAAAUUACAUGAAACCAAAGGAGCUACAAACAGAAACUGCGCAGGC